Molecule: messenger RNA, 1360 nt
Organism: Neoarius graeffei (lesser salmon catfish)
Lineage: Eukaryota; Metazoa; Chordata; Actinopteri; Siluriformes; Ariidae
Gene: med18
Product: mediator of RNA polymerase II transcription, subunit 18 homolog (yeast)
Exons: 2
Coding region: 519-1145 (208 amino acids)
Biological process (GO): regulation of transcription by RNA polymerase II; termination of RNA polymerase II transcription
Cellular component (GO): mediator complex; core mediator complex
Molecular function (GO): transcription coregulator activity
Source: RefSeq, a predicted model, not a curated record
ACCUGGCAACCCUGAUGGAUGUCAACUGAGCAUGCGCAUUACAAAGGCCGCUAAAAUUAACCCAGAGGUGGUUAUUGUAAGCAGAUGAAUUAAUGUAACGAGUUACAUAUGUCUUAAAAAUACAUUAAAAUAUUAAACUUUAGUGUACGUUAAUGCUUUUAAAUACUAGAGUUUUUUAAAAGUCCUCCGUAGUGGUUGGUGAUUAUCGUGGCUUGUUUCUCUUCACUGGAGGCGACGCGGCCUUUUCAUCCUCGGUGUGGAUUUGAGCGCUUGGCGGAUUAGACGCCGUCAUACUGCAGGUCACCGCACUGUGGGUCUGUCAGAGGACUCUUCCGGAACAAAUACAAAUAAAAUGAAAUACCCGUGCCUUUGUUUUGUCACUAAAGCUCGUAAAUAAGCAUUGUUGGCUGACUCUUAAACGUAAGCGGUGAACUUGUCAGCUUCUCUGAGUUAGCGGAGUCGGACCACAUACACAUCCUCACCGGGUUGUUUACAUUUCUGCAUUGAAUAGCUGAGCGAUGGAGGCUCCUCCAGUCACCGUCAUGCCUGUUACAGGGGGCACCAUUAAUAUGAUGGAGUAUUUGUUACAAGGUAGCGUACUGGACCAGUCCUUGGACAGUCUGCUCCAUCGGCUUAGAGGUUUAUGUGACAACAUCGAGCCAGAAAGCUUUGCUGAUCAUGAGCUUGUUUACCUUCUGAAAGGUCAGCAGGGAAAUCCAUUCAUCCUGCGUGCCAGACGGUCACUAGCUCACCCUACUGCUCCCUGGCAUCUCCGUUACCUUGGGCAGCCAGAGGUGGGUGAUAAGAGUCGUCAUGCCUUGGUACGGAACUGUGUGGAUGUUGCAGCCUCACACAGUCUGCCUGACUUCCUCAAUGAGAUGGGUUUCCGAAUGGAUCAUGAGUUUGUAGCCAAAGGGCAUAUUUUCCGCAAAGGGGCUCUCAAGGUGGUUGUGAGCAAACUGUCUCGAGUUCUUGUGCCAGGCAACACAGACAAUACCGAACCUCUGUCUCUGUCCUACUUAGUGGAACUUAGUGUGUUGGCACCAGCUGGACAGGACACAGUGUCUGAGGACAUGCGUAGCUUUGCAGAACAGCUUAAGCCACUGGUACACUUGGAGAAAAUCGACCCCAAAAGGCUCAUGUAGGUGCCCAAAGCCAUCCUGACUGAACUUGAAGUGUCAGCUUUGAAUUAUUUGGAAGAAAGGGGCAUCACCCUGAAAUAUCAAGUCUGGAAAUAGUAAACUGAGCUCAAUUACAAUGUGCUUAAUUUGCAGCUGAAUAAUUUGUCUAUGCCAACAGGACCCUAUUUUUGUAAACAAUUUAUUUUCUAUGAAUAAAAGAGAUGCAACUUUGGAUAUCA